This is a messenger RNA of Oldenlandia corymbosa var. corymbosa, 1106 nucleotides long. Lineage: Eukaryota; Viridiplantae; Streptophyta; Magnoliopsida; Gentianales; Rubiaceae. The record is from the annotation of a GenBank genome assembly.
AGAAGAAGCAUAUUGUCUAUUAGGGCCCACAAAACGCUUUAGUUUAUCCUCAUAUGAAGUUAUUGUAAUAAUAACUACUAGUAGUCAAGUAACUCAACUAUAAAAGACUCACUCCCUUCCCCCAUCUUGCUCACCCUUCCAAAUUUUAUUACCUCAUUUCCUUGCUCUAUUCGACCAACAACGCAAAAAUGUCUGCUCAGAUGAGAAAGUUGUCAUCCUCCGUGGAAGUAAAGUUAGAUGGAAAUGUCAUUCAUGAAAUCUUAAAAGACAGACCAAACGACAUUUCCCGUGUGAGCCAACUCGUCAGCAGCGUUGAGUUGUGUGAUGGCCAGUGGGGAAAAGCGGGAUCUGUCGUCCGCUGGAAUUUCAGUACUCCUGACGGAAAGAAGUUCUCUUCAAAAGAAAGGGUUGAGGUGAUUGACGAUGCAAAAAAAUCAUUGACAUGGAGGGUGCUUGAAGGAGAUGUGAAGGCGCUUUAUUCCAACUUUGCCUUCAUUAUGAAUGUUGAAAAAGCUGGUGAGAACAAGAGCUUGGUGACAUGGACAAUGGAGUAUGAGAAGCAUGAUGAAAGCAUCCCAGAGCCUCAUGGAAUUUUGGAAUAUUGUCUUAUUAUCACGAAGGAUAUCGAGGCUUAAUUACCACCUCAACAAAUGAAAUCAAUCUGUUAUAUCAAAAGAGACAUCAUCAUGGUGUUCCAUCACUCCGUUCACUCUAUUAUGUGUGCUGUACGUGAUACUAUCUAUAGUGUGUGUGAAUAAAAUGCCUCCACUAUGUGACAACUGAAUCUAUAAUCGAUGUAUCUUGCUUUCAUUUGUGAAAUUAUAAAUUCUAUGUCGUUAUGUUUGUUGUUCUAUUUCUUUUCCUUGUCGGUGUUAAUGUGAUGUUCACAAGUUCAUUGUUGCACUAUCCAAAGGUUAUAUAGUUCGGUCAUAGGAAGGAUUAAAUCAUCCAUUUUAAUCAUAGAUAAGAGGUUUGAAAUCUUUAGAUAACAGCUUUGAAAUUUAUCAAAGUAUAUAACUAUUGUGACUUCCUAUCUCAAAAUUAAUUGGCAUUAAAUAAAGUACCCUUUAGAACUUAUGUACAGAUCCACUUCUUUUUAUGUGACG